AUGCCAUACUCGCUCCAGGGCCGCAACGUCCUCGUAACCGGCGGGUCAGCCGGCUUAGGUGCACUGCUCUCCACAGCUUUUGCACAGCAGGGAUGCAACAUAGCAAUCAACUACUUCAACCGGCUGGAGCCCGCGCAGCAAGUGCAGCAGCAGUGUCAAGCGACGGGCGUCAAGGCCGUGGUGAUCAAGGCCGAUAUGACGAGCACGAGGGAGGCGGCGAGGGCUGUGCAGGAGACGAUUGAGCAGCUGGGGGGGAUUGAUGUUGUGGUUGCUAAUGCGGGGUGGACCAAGUUCUGUGAGUGGAAGGAUCAUGAGGGGAUGACGGAAGAGGAGUGGGAUAAGUGCUGGUCCGCCAAUGUCAAGGUCCCUCGCGCCCUUCUUCUCGCUGCAAAACCCACGUUCGAUGCCAACCCUGAUGGUGGGCAGAUGAUCACCACAGGAUCAAUCGCUGGUGUCAGCCAGGGCGGGUCGUCGAUGCCGUACUCGAUAACGAAAGCCGCUCAACUGCACCUCGUGAAAUGCCUCGCCGUCACAGAAGGGCCUAAGAUCCGGGUCAAUACCGUCUUACCGGGCCUCCUCUUAACCGAGUGGGGCAAGAAGUACAGUCCCGAGCGCAUCGAGGCACUGAAGAAUGCCGCGGUGCUGAAGAAGGAUACAGAGUUGCAGGAUUGCGUGGAUGCGUUUGUGAUGUUGGCCAAGAAUUCGAGUAUGACAGGGAUGCGGAUCCAGGUCGAUGCUGGGCUGAAUGUGCAGGGUGCAUGA
This is a messenger RNA of Ascochyta rabiei, 762 nucleotides long. RefSeq lists its product as uncharacterized. Bases 1 to 762 code for a protein of 253 amino acids. The transcript has 5 exons. NCBI's taxonomy places the organism in Eukaryota, Fungi, Ascomycota, Dothideomycetes, Pleosporales, Didymellaceae. The record is from RefSeq and is a predicted model, not a curated record.